AAAGUAACCUUCUUAUCCGCUCUCCCUCUCUCAUUCCCCGUGCCUGGCUGACUUUACGUUCCGACAAUCACUAGUAUCAGACAGAAGCAAAGUUCGAAGCUGAGGAUUCUUGUUCCUGUCCGAAUGUUAGAAAAAGUCUAGAGAGAGAGAGAGAGAGAGAGAUUGACAGAUCUGUUUUUUUUCUAGAAGCCAAAGAGAGGAAUUCAAGUAAAAGGAGUAUCGAAGAUGGUUGCAAGAACCCCACAAAAGCAGAGGAGAGUUAUAGCGACGCUGGAGCUUCCUCUAAACUCAGAUCUUCUCAAGGAAACAAUCAACAAGGUUGAUAAAUGUAUGGAAAGACUGCAAGAGCUGCAAUACACAAUAGCAGGUGGAACCAAAGUUAUCUCUGGUGUGAAUCUUAUCCCUAGAAGCACUAGAACUUAUCUCAAGACUAGCCUUAGAUGCAAGCAAGAAACCUUAAGGAUCAAGAAUGCUACUAACAAGAAAUCUCCAAUAGGAAAGUUUCCAGCUUCCUCACCAGGAGACUGGAGGAAAAUGUCACUGCCAGCAAUGCUACUAGGAGAGACGGUAAACGAGAUCUUACAAGCCUCACAGGUCACCAGAGACAUUGUAGAUGCCCUUGCACCAAAGAAGAGCAGAAAGUUCAGGGGAUCAACAAUGCCAGAAGAAGACGGUUGCCCUAAAACACCUGAGACUCAACAGCAGAACUCUGAAGCUUUCAGCAGCAAUAUCAAAGCGAGAAGGAAUAAAGAGAAGCAGAACAAACGGCCAGAAUCAAAUACUCCUGCUUCUGUUCAUAAGGCACGUUCAAGAAUUGUGUUCAAGAUAGUCUCUCCACAGACAAAAGCAGAGAAGAUGGCUCAAGGAAAGGGGAGUGGUGAGAACAGUUUUAGGCAUUUGGCUAAUAGGGUUUCACCAAAGCACAAACCUUGGGUUAAGAAGGCCGUUCUUUUCCCUAACCCUCUGUUUAUUUCCGGUUCAUCUACGCAACAAGCUAAGUUCAGUAGAACUAUGUCUCCGGUCAUAGCCAGAAGUGACAUAACCAGCAGCAAGAACAGAUCUACUUCCACAUCAGCAUCCAAGUUUCAGGUCAAGAUCAAGAGCCCACCUAAAGUUUCGGUUUCUCCUAACAGAACCGGAAGUAACUUGGCUCGCAAGUCACCUAGAGGCUCCGGUUCUCCGACAAGAAGUGAAACCUUAGGGAAGAAGUCUCCAAAGCUAUCUACAGCUGCAAAGCUGAGAAGAUCAUUUACUCCUACGAGAAAUGGAAGUAACGUGGUUCGCAAGUCAUCCCUUUCUCCAAAGAGAGUCACGCUUCAAGCAUUUAUUUCCCCAUCAAGAAAUGGUGACGUGGGCAAGAAGUCACCAAAGCCUUCGAUUUCUCCGACUAGAAUGAGCAAGAAGACGACAACGCAGAAGCUAUCAACUGCAGCAAAGAUCAGGAGGUCAUUUUCGCCAUCAAGACUAGCGAUGAGGCUGGUGUCUCCGUUGAAGAGUAGGAAAAGUGUUGGAAAGUGUGGUGGUGAUCAUGAUGAGAUGGGGAUGAUGGUGAGUGGCUUGAAACAGCGUCCGGUUAUGGUUCCUAAGAGGUUCUCGAUGGGGAGAAUCUGAUUAGAGAGACUUUGAAAUGUAAUAAGAUAUUUUUUUUAGUAAAAAGAAAAUUCUUUAGUUCUUUUAUCAGUUUAUUAAACUAUUGAAGAGUGAA
Raphanus sativus (radish) is the source of this 1705-nucleotide messenger RNA. RefSeq names its product microtubule-binding protein TANGLED. Gene Ontology annotation, molecular function: microtubule binding. Lineage: Eukaryota; Viridiplantae; Streptophyta; Magnoliopsida; Brassicales; Brassicaceae. Gene Ontology annotation, biological process: regulation of phragmoplast microtubule organization. The coding region runs from base 226 to 1611 and encodes 461 amino acids. The transcript is spliced from 4 exons. The record is from RefSeq and is a predicted model, not a curated record.